AUGGAUCAUGCCAGAGCGGCAAUCUCUAACUUGUUUGGUGGUGAGCCAAUGUCGUACACGCGCUUCAGCAUGGCCCGGCAAACAGAUGGAGACAACAGCCAUGUGGAGAUGAAGCUGUCUGCUGAUGAUGAGGAAGGAGGGGAGAUUGGGAGACCAGAGCACCUACAUGCCAGCAGGCCUACUCCCUGGAGAAGUGGCAAGAAAUUCUGCUUCCUAGUCAUGGCAGCUGUCCUCCUCCUUUUUAUUGGGUUUCUGAUCGGCUACUUGAGUUACCGUGGACGAAUGCAGAAAGCAGUCAGGUGUCUGGAUGGAAGUGGCAAGUGUGAGAUGACUCCUACCACAUCUUACUUAGCGGAUGAUGAUCAAACUGAGGAAGAAGAGGUUCCUGGACCACCUGUCUUAUACUGGCCUGACCUCAGAGCCCUGUUGUCAAAUAAACUGUCAAGCAGACAUCUUGAAGACAGCUUGAGGCAAAGAGCAAAUAAGUACUCUUUUGAAGCUGGCCAGAGUGAAGAUGAGAGCAUUGCCAGCUACAUUCAUGACCAGUUCAUCAGCUUCCACUUGGAUGAAGUGUGGAACGAUGAGCACUACAUUAAGCUGCAGGUCAAAGGCAGUAGCAACAACCAAGUGUCUAUUCUGGAAGAUGAUGCAGAGGACGAACUGGAGAGUCCCGAUGCAUAUGUGGCAUACAGCAAGAAUGACUCAGUUGUUGGCAAACCAGUCUAUGUGAACUAUGGACUGAAAACUGAUUUUCAGAAGAUCCAGAAGCAAGGUGUUUCACUGAAUGAAACUAUAGUCAUCUUCAGAGCUGGAAAAAUAACCCUUGCUGAGAAGGUUGCAAAUGCCCAAGAGGCAGGAGCAGUUGGUGCCCUGAUGUACCUGGACCCCUACGAUUACAGGAAUACAGAUGAACUUGUCCCCUUCGGACAUGCCCACCUUGGAACUGGAGACCCUUUCACCCCAGGCUUCCCUUCUUUCAACCACACCCAGUUCCCACCACUGGUAUCUUCUGGACUACCUCGCAUUGCUGUUCAGACUAUCUCUAGCCAAGCAGUAGGCAAGCUGUUCAGCAAAAUGGAUGGAGAUGAAUGCCUUCCGAUGUGGAAAGGUGGUGUCCUGGGAUGUAAGGUGAUGCUGAGCAGCACGAGCAAGAUGAGAGUGAAACUAAGCGUGAACAACGUUAUGGCAGACAGGAAGAUUCUGAACAUCUUUGGUGCUAUCAAGGGGUUUGAAGAACCAGAUCGGUAUGUGGUGAUUGGAGCCCAGAGAGACUCCUGGGGCCCAGGAGCAGCCAAGGCUGGUGUUGGAACUGCCAUGUUGUUGGAACUUGCCCGUGUGAUUUCAGACAUGGUGAAAAAUGAUGGCUACAAACCAAGGCGCAGUAUCAUCUUUGCCAGCUGGAGUGCAGGAGACUACGGAGCUGUGGGUGCUACUGAAUGGCUGGAGGGAUACUCUGCCACGCUGCAUGCCAAAGUCUUCACUUAUAUUAACUUGGAUGCUGCAGUCCUAGGUGUCAAGCACAUGAAGAUUUCUGCUAGCCCAUUGCUGUACACAUUACUGGAGAGAACUAUGAAGGGGGUGAAGGACCCAACAAAGGAAUCGGGAAGCCUGUAUGACAGAGUUGGCUCUGACUGGGUGAAAACAGUUGUUCCCCUUGGUCUGGAUAAUGCAGCAUUCCCUUUCCUGGCUUACUCGGGAAUCCCGGUGGUUUCCUUUGGUUUCUGCAAUAAAGAUGAGGAAUAUCCCUUCUUGGGCACUUCUCAGGACACUGUGGAGAACCUGAGGACAACUGACAAGUUGUAUGCUCUUAUGCGUGCUGCUGCAGAAGUUGCUGGACAAAUAGCUCUCAGGCUGACUCAUGAUCAUGAGCUCUUCCUGGACUUUGAGAGAUAUGGUGAAGAAUUGCUAGCUUUUCAGGAGAAGAUUUUGCCCUACGAUCGGAAUGUGAAGGCGCUGGGGCUGACCUUGAACUGGCUGUUUUUUGCCCGUGGUGACUUCCAGCGAGCUACAGAUGCACUGAGGAGAGACAUUGCAAACAGUGACAGGGAAAACAGGAUCGUCCGCAGGGCCCUGAAUGACAGGAUCAUGAAGGUGGAGUAUGACUUCCUCUCCCCGUACCUCUCGCCAAAAGAUGCUCCCUUUCGCCACGUCUUCUUCGGCAGAGGCUCCCAUACCCUGCAGAGUCUGCUGGAGAACCUACAGCUGCUGAGUACCAGCCCGAACAGUGUGGAUGUGAACAUGCUGAAAGAGCAGCUGGCCCUGGUGACCUGGACCAUUAAAGGGGCUGCCAAUGCCUUAGUGGGUGAUAUCUGGGAUACAGAUAAUGAAUUCUAGACACGGCAGACACCUGGUUAAGGUACAGGAUUAGGGAAACCCACUCCCUAACAUGGCAU
Messenger RNA from Tauraco erythrolophus (red-crested turaco), 2393 nucleotides. Lineage: Eukaryota; Metazoa; Chordata; Aves; Musophagiformes; Musophagidae. The record is from RefSeq and is a predicted model, not a curated record.